AUGGAAACAGUCUCGUUUUCCAAAUGCCUCUUCACAUUCUUCUUCCUUUUCAUCUCAAUCUCUCAACUCACUCACUCCACUGUUACCUAUGACAGAAAAUCCAUUCUCAUCAAUGGACAAAGAAGAAUCCUCUUCUCUGGUUCUAUACAUUAUCCCAGAAGCACCCCUGAUAUGUGGGAAGAUCUGAUCCUAAAGGCUAAACAAGGUGGUAUUGAUGUCAUUGAAACUUAUGUUUUCUGGAAUGUUCAUGAACCUUCUCCAAACAAUUACAAUUUUGAAGGAAGAUAUGAUCUGGUGAAAUUCAUAAAGACAAUUCAGAAAUCUGGACUCUAUGCUAAUCUUCGCAUUGGACCUUAUGUUUGUGCUGAAUGGAAUUUCGGAGGAUUUCCGGUUUGGUUGAAGUAUGUUCCAGGCAUAAGCUUUAGAACAGACAAUGAACCUUUCAAGAGGGAGAUGCAAAGGUUCACCGAGAAGAUUGUCGGAUUGAUGAAGAGCGAGCAGCUAUUUGAAUCACAGGGUGGCCCUAUCAUUCUCUCUCAGAUUGAGAAUGAGUAUGGGCCACAGGGUAAGAUACAGGGAGCUGCUGGGCAAAAUUAUAUGAAUUGGGCAGCAAAAAUGGCUGUAGAGAUGGGAACUGGAGUCCCUUGGUUGAUGUGUAAGGAAGAUGAUGCACCAGAUCCAGUGAUCAACACAUGUAAUGGCUUUUAUUGCGACAAGUUUACUCCGAAUAGACCCUAUAAGCCUACAAUGUGGACUGAAGCUUGGAGUGGAUGGUUUACAGAAUUUGGAGGUCCAAUUCAUAAAAGACCGGUCCAAGAUUUGGCGUUUGCGGUUGCGCGAUUUGUAACUAGAGGAGGGUCAUUUGUAAACUACUACAUGUAUCAUGGAGGAACCAAUUUUGGACGAACCGCAGGAGGCCCUUUCGUCGCUACUAGUUAUGACUAUGAUGCUCCACUAGAUGAAUAUGGUUUGAUUAGGCAGCCAAAAUAUGGUCAUCUUAGGGAGCUUCAUAGAGCUAUCAAGAUGUGCGAGCGAGCUUUGGUUUCAACCGAUCCAAUCGUUACUUCAUUAGGGAGCUCCCAACAGGCUCAUGUAUACUCUACGGAAUCUGGAGAUUGUUCUGCUUUUCUCUCAAACUACGAUUCAAAAUCCGCAGCUACAGUUAUGUUCAAUAAUAUGCAUUAUAACUUACCCCCUUGGUCCGUCAGCAUCCUCCCGGAUUGUAGAAAUGCCGUCUUUAAUACAGCAAAAGUCGGAGUGCAAACAUCUCAAAUGCAAAUGUUACCGACAAAUACUCAGAUGUUCUCGUGGCAGAGUUUUGAUGAAGAUGUUUCUUCUCUGGAUGAUAGCUCCACACUCACUGCACCCGGUCUUUUGGAACAAAUAAACGUAACGCGAGAUGCAACUGAUUAUCUUUGGUAUACAACUAGUGUUGAUAUAGGUUCAUCCGAAUCCUUUCUACAUGGAGGCGAACUCCCGACUCUCAUUGUUCAGUCCACAGGCCAUGCUGUUCAUGUUUUCAUCAACGGUCAACUUUUCAGUUCUACAUAUGGAACAAGGGAGUAUCGAAGAUUCAUGCAUAUCGGCAAAGUAAACUUUCGUGCUGGAACAAACAGAAUAGCUCUUCUCAGUGUUGCAAUCGGCCUUCCUAAUGUGGGAGUACAUUUUGAGUCAUGGAGCACAGGAAUCCUAGGUCCGGUCGUAAUCCACGGACUCGACCAAGGAAAAUGGGACUUGUCGCAUCAGAAAUGGACUUAUCAGGUUGGACUGAAAGGUGAGGCCAUGAAUCUUGCAUCUCCUAAUAGUAUCUCGUCUGUCGAGUGGAUGCAAUCAGCAAUAGUUGUACAAAGAAAUCAACCAUUGACAUGGCACAAGACUAAUUUCGAUAUACCUGAAGGAGAUGAGCCACUAGCAUUGGAUAUGGAGGGUAUGGGUAAAGGUCAAAUAUGGAUUAAUGGUGAGAGUAUUGGAAGAUACUGGACUUCAUUUGCUGUCGGUAAUUGCAAUAAUGAGUGUAACUAUGCCGGACAGUUUAGACCUCAAAAGUGUCAGGUCGGUUGCGGCCAACCGACCCAACGAUGGUACCAUGUUCCUCGAUCAUGGUUGAAGCCGACUCAAAACCUAUUGGUUAUUUUCGAGGAACUCGGUGGAGAUCCUUCAAAGAUUUCACUUGUAAAGAGAUCAGUAAGCAGUGUCUGCGCCGAUGUGUUAGAGUUCCACCCAUUUAUUAAAAAUUGGCGCAUUGAAAGCUACGGUAAGUCCGGAGAAUUCCGCCCACCAAAGGUUCACUUGCAAUGUAGUCCUGGCCAGACCAUCACUUCCAUUAAAUUUGCAAGCUUCGGAACUCCUCUCGGGUCUUGCGGAAAUUACAAGCAAGGAGCUUGCCAUUCUCCUUCAUCCUAUGCCAUUUUAUCAAAGAGAUGCGUAGGGAAGCCAAGAUGCAUAGUUACCGUAUCAAACAGCAAUUUCGGGCAAGACCCGUGUCCGAGGGUGAUGAAGCGGUUAUCAGUUGAAGCUGUUUGUGCUCCCGAUACCACAAAUUGGAGGGGCUAA
Vicia faba (fava bean) is the source of this 2553-nucleotide messenger RNA. The record is from the annotation of a GenBank genome assembly. NCBI's taxonomy places the organism in Eukaryota, Viridiplantae, Streptophyta, Magnoliopsida, Fabales, Fabaceae.